Armigeres subalbatus is the source of this 614-nucleotide messenger RNA. Its product is annotated as nucleolar GTP-binding protein 1. Gene Ontology annotation, biological process: ribosomal large subunit biogenesis. The record is from RefSeq and is a predicted model, not a curated record. The annotation marks the transcript as partial. Gene Ontology annotation, molecular function: GTPase activity; RNA binding; GTP binding. Gene Ontology annotation, cellular component: nucleolus. The transcript is spliced from 3 exons. NCBI's taxonomy places the organism in Eukaryota, Metazoa, Arthropoda, Insecta, Diptera, Culicidae.
AUGAGUCUGUACAACUUUAAGAAGAUUAUGGUGGUGCCGCCAGCAAAGGCCUUCAUCGAUAUUAUGCUAUCGAAGACCCAGCGGAAGACUCCGACGGUUGUCCACAAGCAUUACAAAAUAAGCCGGAUCCGUGCGUUUUACACGCGAAAAGUUAAAUACACUCAGCAGAAUUUCCACGACCGGCUGUCGCAGAUCAUUCAGGAUUUUCCCAAGCUGGAUGAUGUGCAUCCGUUUUACGCGGAUCUGAUGAAUGUUCUGUACGACAAGGACCAUUACAAGCUGGCUCUUGGACAAUUGAAUACAGCAAGGCAUUUGAUUGACACCGUGGCAAAAGAUUAUGUUCGAUUGCUCAAAUUUGGCGAUUCGCUGUAUCGUUGCAAGCAGUUGAAGAAAGCAGCCCUCGGUCGAAUGGCCACCAUCAUGAAACGCCAGGCUUCCAAUCUUACAUAUUUGGAACAGGUCCGCCAGCACUUGUCUCGUCUGCCUUCCAUUGAUCCAUACACCAGAACCAUAAUCAUUUGUGGUUUCCCGAAUGUUGGAAAAUCCAGCUUUAUCAACAAAGUUACCAGAGCCGACGUUGAAGUGCAGCCGUACGCAUUCACAACCAAGAGUUU